GGCUCGGAGGCGGCUGCGGAGAGCGGGGCGCUGGCCCGUGGAGGCGGCAGCGGCGGCGGCUAUCUAGCGGAUCCGAGGAAUUUAUCAAGUAAUUCUGCUAAGAAGGAAUUGGGAUCAGCACUACUGUCUCUUUUGGGGGACUUAAAAGUUAGAUAUGUGACUUUGAAAGAAAAAAUACACAAAGGCAUACCACUGGAAGAGCUGCCCCCACUGUCACUAGAAUCAAAAUUAUUAUCUACCUUCUCUACUUUUGCUUCCAGGCUAAUGAAAAAAGAAACACAUGUCUUUUCAGAAGCAGAUGCUGAACAAGAUGAUCAGAGGGCUCAUGAUGUUGAUGUUUCUUCGAACCUAAAAAAGACACUCUCUCAAAUGUGUUUAUCAUCUGACAAUAGUCAUGCUACACAAAACGUAUCACCCAAGAAAGAUGACUUUAAAAAUGGUGAUAUAAAUGCAGACUUUAGUCAACUGAAACUUGAUGAUAAAGACUGCAGACAUUACCAAGAGAUAAGUGAAGACUGGUCUGAUGCUAAGGAGAACCUGACAGGAGUUGACAUCUCAGGAACACAAGAAAAUCAAAUAGAACAAGACAGAUGGAAUUUGGAUCUUACAGUAGAAAUGAAGAAUGUUGAACUCUCACAAAGAGAUAAAGGUUAUUUGAUACAUGUUGGUGGCCUCUGCCCUUCAGUAUCUGAGGCCGAUUUAAGGUCUCAUUUCCAAAAAUACCAAGUUUCUGAAAUUUCAAUUUAUGAUUCUACUAAUUACAGAUAUGCAUCUCUUGCUUUUACAAAAAACAGCGAUGCAAAGAUAGCUGUGAAAGAAAUGAAUGGGAUAGAAAUAAAUGGAAAGUCAGUAAAUGUGUGGCCUGUUAAAAUUCUUGGAGAAUAUACAUCACCACUUUCCUCCAAAAAUGGGAAUAGAAUUAGUUCGAAUAAUUUAGAGAAAAGCACCAACAAACAAAUCCACUCGGAAUUCUCCAUUUCUAGAUUGCCCAGAACUAGGCCACGGCAGCUGGGUUCUGAGCAAGACAGUGAGGUUUUCCCUUCCGACCAGGGUGUCAAGAAGAAUUGUAAGCAGACUGAAUCUGCUAAAUUAUUACCUGAUACACCCGUUCAAUUCAUACCUCCAAAUACAUUGAACCUUCGUAGCUUUACCAAGAUCAUAAAGAGACUGGCUGAACUGCAUCCAGAAGUCAGCAGAGACCAUAUUAUAAAUGCACUUCAGGAAGUGAGAAUAAGACAUAAAGGUUUUCUGAAUGGCUUAUCUAUUACUACUAUCGUGGAGAUGACUUCAUCUCUUCUGAAAAACUCUGCUUCCAGUUAGGAAUUCAAAAAACAAUAAAGAGAACUUCCUUGGAAAGUGUGUUUCCUCCUUCAGAGAAUGUUCUACAGCACUUAGGAAAAAGUAGUAAUAACAAGAUGAUGUAAUUAAAUAGGCUUUAUAAAUGGGCUAAGCUGUUAAAAUAUUCUACUUUAUAUCCCUCCUUUAAAAUCUAGCAACAGUUGUCUAUACAAUAUUAAGAUCUUCUCUAUAUAUUUAAAGUUAAAAUAUAAUUUUAAUAAGUUUUUAAAUUUUUUUAUUUCAAUUUUGUUACUUAGAACAUUAAGAUGCAUAUUUGUGAUCUAAAGAAAUUGUCUUGUCCAUUUUAAAAACUUUUAUUAAGUCACUUUUAAAAUGUAUUGACCAAGAAGGAGGUUUGUUGUUACAUCAAUGUUUGUGAAAUGAUUUCCAUACAUAAAAAAUGUAAUUUACCUGAACUUUGUCUUAAGACUCUUACAUUGGAUUAUAGGAUAACAGAUAAAUAAACUGUAUAGAUACGUUCAGUAUCAUGCAACAUUUUGGAAUGUGUAUGCUUUCAGGCUUCCAAGAUAAUUAAAUUACUGUCAUGAUACAUUUCAUGCAUUUUUAUGACUUCAGUAUAAAACAUUCAGGUAUGUUAGCUUUCCCUGGGAAGGGUAAACUUGUAUGUGCUUUGGUAAAGUACUUAAAUUCCAGUGUUCCCUGUAGUGCUUGCAUUCAUUUUGUGAGAAGUUUUGUUGUAUUGUUAGAACAAUUUUCAAAGGCUAAUUUUAUACCUUAUCUGAUAGAAAUAUAGAAUAGAUAGUUCUUUAAUUGCUUACUUUUUAAAAGUAAUAUAAUAUUUAAGUUGCAUUUUUAUUAAUAGUAAGAUUAACAUUUAAGUCUGCAUUUUCUUUAAAUGUUUUAAAUGUUUAUAGCAUUCAAUGUGUAGUUGGUUUUACUUGACUAAAAAUUAGCCCUUUAACGUUUAUAUUUGAUGUAUUUAUAUUUAAUAAAGGCAUCUAAUCUUUA
Gorilla gorilla gorilla (western lowland gorilla) is the source of this 2307-nucleotide messenger RNA. RefSeq names its product RNA binding motif protein 44 (gene RBM44). Gene Ontology annotation, cellular component: catalytic step 2 spliceosome. Gene Ontology annotation, molecular function: mRNA 3'-UTR binding. Bases 265 to 1320 code for a protein of 351 amino acids. Gene Ontology annotation, biological process: mRNA splicing, via spliceosome. NCBI's taxonomy places the organism in Eukaryota, Metazoa, Chordata, Mammalia, Primates, Hominidae. The record is from RefSeq and is a predicted model, not a curated record. The transcript has 12 exons.